UGGCUAAGAGUCUCAAACAGGUUUACGGUUGCCUGUGAGCAAGUUUUCAAGCAGACAGACCAUUUGCAUGUCAAAACUGGUAACUUGUACUCUCAGCCAGCACACUGCUUAUCAUGUUCAGACACCUCCUUGUUUCGGUGGCUUCCAGCUGGGGGAGAGUAGCCUCCUCAAAUAUAGAAAAGAAUUAGUAUGCAGAUGGCUGUACAUAAACCUCAUUGGGAUAUGUUUGGGAGCAGUCAACAGGAUUUUCACACUUCAAAUUUCCAAGGGACGAUGACUGGAACAAUGGACUCGGCCCAAUUUUCUUCGCUGUCAUCCAUAAGGGGAGAGCAUGUAUCAGGGGAUUACAUGCAAGCCCACUACAAGGAGUCAUAUCGCUUGGCCAUUGAUUGCCUCCUAAGCGGGGGCACAGAGAGUUACACAGAGUUCCUCAAAGGAGAACGUAUCGGCAGCUUCCUGUCUGACGAGGAGCUCGUCUUCAUUACGUCAAACGCCAAAGAGCUCCCACCUCAGACCCACAUAGAGGAAAUCAAUAACCACGCGGACAGUCACUCAUCCUCUGGGACCUACUGGCCUGUCCACUCGGAUGUGGACGCUCCCGCUUUGGAAUUGGGCUGGCCUGAUUUCAUACAUGAAAAUCUGCAGACCAAUAUCGACCUUCUCUAUCAUCCCCCAAGACAAAACAGCCCCACCAUUAAAGAAGUGAUUCUGAAACACAUACGGGAUGCAAGACAGGUCAUUGCCAUCGUGAUGGAUAUGUUCACUGACGUGGAUAUAUUGAAAGAAACUGUUGACGCCUCCAUUCGAGGAGUUCCGGUCUACGUGCUUUUGGAUGAUUUCCACUUGAAACAAUUCCUCACGGCGGCUGAGAAUCAAGAUAUAAAACUUCAACAACUCAGAAACAUGAGAGUGCGCACUGUGAAAGGUGAAGAUUAUCAGUGUCGUACAGGGACUAAAUUCCAUGGAGCGAUGGAGCAGAAAUUUAUUUUGGUUGACUGUCAUACAGUGAUUUAUGGCUCGUACAGAUUCACGUGGUCAUGUGCAAAGAUCAACUUGAGCAUGGUGCAGGUCAUCACGGGCCACCUGGUGAGGACUUACGAUGAGGAGUUUCGAACACUGUACGCGAGGUCAACAGUGCCAGCUGAAUUAUGCCAACCGGAUCAUUCUCUCCCAUCUAAUGGCCCCCACAUAAUGCUCGGCUGGUCCAAAUAUUCUCCUCAUUCGACACAAACAAUUGAUCGGCGCGACCAACUAAGGCACACGUUGGACUCUGUCUACCGGAAGACCUGUGAGAGGAAUCUGUACAUCAGAGACUGCAAUGAUAAUCAUUAUGUGCCUUUGACUGAGCAUGACGCUGGUUUGCAGAACCACAUGUCCAGAUUUCAGUCUGCAGACUCAAUAAACUACUUAAAAAGGCACAGCUAUGCGGGGGAAAGGCAUGAUGGACAUGUCAAACAGAAUGUCAGAGCCAGAGCAAGCAACUGGAAUAUUUCCCGGGAAACAGCAAUGGGGAAAAACUAUCCACUGGAUCAUAACUAUUUAGUGCCACAGAUGUACAGGAGUCAAAAGCUCCGUCAGUCAUACAAUGGCAACGACAAACAAAUUCUGUCCUUGCAGCAAAACAUGCCAACGCUGGAAAAGACUUCCAAAUCGUUCAUGCGUACUUGGAGGAUCGAGUCAUACCUCCAAAACCCUGACAUGCCGUUUAGCGAGCCGCCUGACUAUUUGGACCAGUUUGAGUCUUCCAACAGCUUCAUGCAGGGAAGAAUGAGGUCUUCUCUUGUUUUUAGGUCCGCCCUACCAGAGCAAUUGGACCAACAUUCACACAUGAACGCCACACCUUCUGUCGGUAGCCGCUCAGCAGCGCUUCAUAACUCUUUGCGCUAUUCCUCAAUGCAGUGGAAUCCACCGAUCGAAACUAGCAGACUAAACAAUGAAGAAUACAUGUUUAAGAGAAAGAGCCUGCAGACUUUGGAUGACUACAGCAGUGGGAAAAACUCCUACCCAUCUGCCUACGCCAGCUUAGGCAGAGUCCAGCAUGGGCAGAUCAUGACAAAUCCAGACAAGUUAACCGACCCCUGGCACAAAAGGCACAGCGUGGCAGAUCCAAGAUCCAACACCUCAUACACACAGGACUCCUCAGGUGACAUGUAUGGAUCUUUUGCUCGGAUGCAAAUAGAUAGAGGCAUCAACGUGAAGCAGAGUGGCUACAGGUCAAAUCUCAAUGACGAUCAGCGAUCUGUUUCUCAUUAUGAUGUCAAGAGCAUGACAGACACUAGUUCCUGCACUUCCAUUUGGCAGGAACCUCCUUCCAGAACUCUAUCUGCUGCAAGCCUGGGCGUCGACGGCAGGGAUUUGGCAACCAAAUCCAACAGAAUGGGCUCUCAGCAUUUUCUAAAGAAGAGUACCAAGAAGAUCAAGUCCUUUUUGAACAUACCAGAUAAGAAAGAGGAUCGAGUCGAAAGUGUAGAAACGCCAAGUGUGACGUCAGAUGACAGCACAGACACCAUUAAAGCCGAGGAUGAGACUGUGGUUAAUCAUCAUGAUAGCAAAUCAUCCCUAGAGCCUCAGGAAAAUCAUGUGGCUGAUGUAAAGUAUUCCAAACCAAGAUUCAAAACAGAGGAUCACCAGCACACACCUCAGCUCUCUUCCUCUGAAACAAGAUCGCAAAGUAAGCUCGGUGUCGGCGACAAAAAAACAAUCCCAGACGUUGACGUGCUGGGCUGGAGUAAAGACAGAAAAGCUGACAAUCGCCUUUACAGCAGAUUUGAGCCUUUUUGUUCAAUUCAAAAGAAACAAUCUUCGUACUCCCCAUUCAACUCGCUGGAAAAAAUCAAAAACCCAACUACUGACCUCAACGUCCACCGUCUAGGAAGAGGCCACCAUGAAAAUAAGCUUGGGAAAUUCUUUCACAGAGUGGGAAACCUCAUUCACAAGACUAAGUAGUGUAGUUCAACACGGGUCACUUAUAAUUUGGAGCACAUUUGAAUUGCCGACGUUAGUUGUUAGCAGGCAGAUUUGCCUCACUGUUCUGAGGUUGAGGAACCAAAUCCGUGUUCCGGCCUUCCUUUGCGGGGUUGACAUGUUGUCCUCGUGCUUGGCUGGGUUUUCUUUGCAUCCUUCCUGCUUACUCCCAUAUUCCAAAAGCAUGUACUGUACUGUAUGUUCAUUGAAGACUCCAAAUUGUCUAUAGGUGUGAAUAAUGACUGUUUUUAAGUUUCCUGCGAUUGGCUGGCGAAUAAGACAGUUGGAAGUCACCUGGAAUAGACUCCAGUUCACCUGCGACCGUAAUGAGGAUUAAGUUUUAUGUAAAAAAAAAAAAAAGGAUGGAUGAGUGGCAUCUUGCCAUUGAGCAAGAUAUGUUGCUUUGUCUGUUUGUAAUAUUCACCAAGUGCUGUUGAUUCUGAACUUCUAUUGGUUCAAGAGUACUUCUGACAUAGUGAUGUACAGUACUCAACAUUAAUUAUUACACCCAGACAGAUGUGUUGAAAAAAAAAUACUGAAGGUCAACAUAAUGCCAAGGCUUCAUAUUAAAGUAAUUGUAGCACAACGUGUCGAACACACUCACACGUUGAUACACACAUUUACACAUUGGUACAGUCGGUCUUUACCACUUUGUUUACAUUGGACAUGUUUCCAGCCAACUGUUUACUAUUUUAAGACAUUUUUUAUUGUGCACUUAUGCGCUGUACUGUACAUUUAUCUGCUCAAAUAUAUUCACUAUAAAAUAUGGCAGAUACCUGUACAUAGCCUAAAACUUGAAUUGUACAAAAAAAAAACCCUUCUGCAAGUCAGACCGAGGUGAUAAAUCGACCAAUGCUGCACAGCCAUUAAGUGGGGGUUGCGUCAAAAGCUCGUAACUAUUGCAAUAAGUUCAGGCUUACAAACAUAGCAAAGCACUCAAGAUGCAGCAAGCAAAAACGAAAGGACGGUCACACUGCGUGCAACAUUGUCUCAGUUUUAGGAAUUGUAACCGUAGUUUGUAAAAUACUUGUUAUUACGGUUGUUAACUGCUGCAUUAAAAUGCAAGAGAAAUGUUUUAUACAACGUGCGAUUGGAUACUGACAAAUUGCGUAAAUUAAAGACCUUGGGAGAUUUGAUGUCA
Hippocampus comes (tiger tail seahorse) is the source of this 4105-nucleotide messenger RNA. RefSeq names its product family with sequence similarity 83 member B (gene sack1b). The coding region runs from base 190 to 2946 and encodes 918 amino acids. Gene Ontology annotation, biological process: signal transduction. Gene Ontology annotation, cellular component: membrane; cytoplasm. NCBI's taxonomy places the organism in Eukaryota, Metazoa, Chordata, Actinopteri, Syngnathiformes, Syngnathidae. The transcript is spliced from 5 exons. Gene Ontology annotation, molecular function: protein kinase binding. The record is from RefSeq and is a predicted model, not a curated record.